AUGGCACAGAAGCUACCUCCUCAAGCUCGCAGGCUCCGCACCAUCAUUGUCACAGUUCCCAUCAUGGCAGCAACAGCAUACGUGCUCUACGAGCGUCUUGUGCUCGGAAAACCUCAAAGAACAUUGCCUAGGGAGACACCACAACCCCUUUCUACAACCAAUGAAUUACUACCCGAAAGCUCCAAUGCCGGGAGUGAACACUGGUCAAAAGGAGAAUAA
Suillus clintonianus is the source of this 219-nucleotide messenger RNA. RefSeq lists its product as uncharacterized. Lineage: Eukaryota; Fungi; Basidiomycota; Agaricomycetes; Boletales; Suillaceae. Bases 1 to 219 code for a protein of 72 amino acids. The transcript has 2 exons. The record is from RefSeq and is a predicted model, not a curated record.